This is a messenger RNA of Miscanthus lutarioriparius, 840 nucleotides long. Lineage: Eukaryota; Viridiplantae; Streptophyta; Magnoliopsida; Poales; Poaceae. The record is from the annotation of a GenBank genome assembly.
AUGCCACUGCCGGGGUGGAACCCGCUGGCGCCCGUCUUCCAGACCGUCGCCGCCUUCUCCCGCCACAUCCUCAUCGCCCCCGACGGCGGCCCCGACGACCACCGCCUCCGCCCCCUCCUAGCUCUCUCCCUCUCCCCGCCUUCGCCGGCACCACCGCGGCCGGAGGAGAAGGAGAAGGAUGCCAAGGAGGCGCCCCUGACGAAGGAGGAGGUCGGCAGGGCCACGUGGAUGCUGCUUCACACCAUCGCAGCGCAGUUCCCUGAUGAACCCACCAGGCAGCAAAAACGGGAUGCAAAGGAAUUGAUGCAUAUAAUUUCAAGACUAUAUCCUUGCAAAGAAUGUGCUGAUCACUUCAAGGAAGUUUUGAAAGCAAAUCCUGUGCAGGCAGGAUCUCAGGCUGAAUUCUCCCAGUGGUUAUGUUAUGUGCACAACGUGGUUAAUCGAAGCAUUGGGAAGCCAAUAUUUCCCUGCCAAAGAGUAGCUGCACGAUGGGCGGUAGGAGAUCAGGAGAUGAAGCGUCCCUCUGUGCUGAUUUUUCUGAUAUCCGCAUUUGUUGGAGGAAAUCUGCUCAUGGGCAUCGCCUCUAACCCAAGAAGCGUCAAGAACUCCACAGAUCCAGGACAUGGAAGCAUUGAGCUAAACGGCAGGAAACUAAAGGAACAAUAUACCUUUACCAUCCGAAAGACAAGGGGCCUGCAAAAUAUUAGGACCGACGACUACCAACCCGUUGAUCCGAGCCCAAGCUCCAAAGCCACUAUCAGGCCAGGUCCAAUUGAGCACGGGACUCCGCUCCUUCCUUAUGUACCGCGGUACCCACCGCCUCCGCCUGCCUCCUGUUGA